This is a messenger RNA of Trichoderma atroviride IMI 206040, 606 nucleotides long. Lineage: Eukaryota; Fungi; Ascomycota; Sordariomycetes; Hypocreales; Hypocreaceae. The record is from RefSeq and is a predicted model, not a curated record.
AUGAUCAUAAACCGCGGUGCGUCAACAAUUACAGUCUUCGGACUCUGUGACGCCAAUACAGCAAUCAUUCCCGCAUGUUUCCACAACGACAUACUCAUCGUCGCCUCGUCAGCUCUCCCCAAAAAUCUCCACUUGGUAGGGCUGAUACUGCAUAAAGUGGAAGAGAGCAAGCUUGGCUAUGGCACGGGGCGGGGACCAGAUCGGCUACCUUUUGAGCCCGACAUUCCGGAUGGGGAGCUCGGGGCAGUCUUGCAUCCCACGUCACUGGUCUUCAAGGCAAAGAAGAUCCCAGAGGGCAUCAAAGUCCUCGAAGACCACCCAUUCAAGACUGUGGCGGCGAUGUACGCCGGGCUGCAAUAUACCACCACGGGAGUAAGUACAAGACUUAGCAGACUUUUGUUGAUCUUUAUCCCCCAUGUUUAUAACUCAGUGGUAACAAUGAGGCUUGCAGGGAAUGAAUAUGCAGGGAUAUAUGCAAGUCAAUACGCUUCUUUAUACUCCGAAGCUCCGGAUACGAUUUGGAUCAAUGCGCGUAUUCCGGGCAUUGUGAUUGGACGCAGCUCAUCCCCGAUCAAUGCCGAGUAUUCCGACGUUGUGAUUGGAUGA